Cylas formicarius (sweet potato weevil) is the source of this 2629-nucleotide messenger RNA. Its product is annotated as synaptotagmin-15-like. Gene Ontology annotation, molecular function: clathrin binding; calcium-dependent phospholipid binding; calcium ion binding. Gene Ontology annotation, cellular component: membrane. NCBI's taxonomy places the organism in Eukaryota, Metazoa, Arthropoda, Insecta, Coleoptera, Brentidae. The record is from RefSeq and is a predicted model, not a curated record. Gene Ontology annotation, biological process: regulation of dopamine secretion; calcium-ion regulated exocytosis; regulation of calcium ion-dependent exocytosis.
GAAAAUCCGAGCAGACUCGACCACACUUUUCCGCGACGACUUUUCUUCGAUACGCCAGCGUACGCGUCUCGAUCGACACACGCGGAAAAGUUUUGUUGUUUUUUCAGUGAUUUUCAAAGUUUCCCGGCGACCUAAAGAAAAUGUAAAACAGUGGAGAAGCCGCCGGCAAAUUCGCUAUGAACAGCCAAUACCAAUGGAAAAGAGAAUUGUUUCCCUCGAGGCAGCAAGAACUCUCCAAAGGGAAAUGGGGUAUGGAUUACGAACUCUUCCUACGACCAACGGAAGCAUGGAGAAAGCUUACUCCCCACGCAAAAGAAGCUGUAAUAACUCAGCAAGCACCCGAAAAUAAUGUUCACUCCCGAGUGGUUUAUCCGUACGCGAUAGCUGCCGGAGCAGCGAGCGGAUUCCUACUGCUUAUACUGCUGGCGGCUUACUACUUUACCAAGAAACGCAGGGAGAAGGUUUCCGAUGAAGAACAGACGUCGACGAGCAUUUUGGUUUAUCCUUCGACCCACGGAGGCAGUGUGCCGCAAUUUUUAACCAAAGAGAUCCACUUCAGUCUGCCUCCCCUUCGUAGUAAUUCCCUCGGUGAUUUGGAGUGUCAACAAGACCACCCUUAUGAUUCAGAUGUAGACACUGAUGCGCUUUUGAUACCCGGACAAGUACACAAUCACCGAAGUAAUUCGUUCAGCUGCUACGGUCUGGGCGUCAUAGAGCCUGCUCUAUACAGAAGCACGUUGGAUCUGGACGAAAUCCAGUGGCCGGAUGGACAUAUUGGCCGUAUUUGGUUCUCCCUUCGAUACGAGCCGUCCACAGAGAAAUUAUUGGUAUCACUACUGAAGGCCAAAAAUCUCCCUUCUCGCACUAUGGGCUCGGUGAACAAUUGCGACCCAUUUGUAAGAUUACAUCUGAUGCCAGACGAACGACGCUACUUACAAUCGAAGCAAAAAAAGAAGACCUGCAACCCUUAUUUCGACGAAACCCUCGUCUUUCAGGUUUCAGCAAAAGAUAUGGGUGAUCACAUAUUAAAACUGACCGUGAUGGAUGGGGGAAGGUCCAAAAGAAACGCUGAAAUCGGCCAAGUGACGUUUCCACUCAAGGACCUCGAAAUAGGCGACGGUUCCGAGCAGCAGCUUUUCAAAAUGGACCUCGAAAAGGAGCCGCAGGAGAUUAAGUCCAACGUCGGGGAACUUCUUGUAUCCUUAUUGUACAACGAAAACCUCAAUAGGCUCACAGCCACGGUCAUAGAGGCUAGAAAACUAAAGUUUCAAGGCGAUAAGCAUGAAGCCUACGUUCGUCUCACCCUACACCAGCACUACAGGGCUGUGAAAGAAAAACGAACCAACAUCAGCAGACCUUCCAGGGAUGGCAACAUUUGCUUCGCCGAAGGUUUUAAUUUUAAGAUGGCUCCGUCCCAAGCCGACGUCAGCAGCUUAGCUUUCCACGUGUUUCAGGCAACACCUGGUUACGGUAGGGACAAACUUAUCGGGAAAGUGGUGUUGGGGUCCUAUAUGUUUACCAGAGGCAAGGCGCUGACCCAAUGGAACACGGCCGUUUCAAAUUCGAUGGAGCACACUCAGUGUUGGCAUAUAUUAUCCGAAUAAAAUUGGAUUUUUUAUAUAAGAACCCAAAUAUCUUUGGAUGCGCGUGAACUUUCUACGUUUGGAUAGCUGCUGAGAAUCAUCGGAAACAGAUUUUUUUCACUUGAAAAAAUUAAAAUAUUUAAAACGCGAAUACAUUAAUUAAAAUGUAAUUUUAAAUACUAUAGAUAGAUUUACUAUAGGUAAGGAUAAAAAUUACUUAUAGUAAAUCUAUCUACAGUUAUUUCAUGUACUCACGUUUUAAAUAUUUUAAUUUUCUCUCGUAUUAAGUAUUACUAAGUAUCGUGCGCGCUUUCACAGAUGGAACGUACUUUUGGGUCUAAUUAUAUCUUAAAUAAUAUUUUAAGAGCUAUGGCAGUCAAGAUGGGAUCAUUUAUUAUUAACUAGUAUUUUAAAAAAAAACUGUUAGAGUAGCUAAGGCCGGGAUUAUCCAGCUCUUUAUUAUUACUUCUUACUCGUAUUCGUAUCGCAAGUUCUUUAAAAACGACAUAGUUUUUCUUAAUUAAUUUUACGGAAAUAUAUAAACUUCGGAAUUCAUAACUUUCAAGCUUUAAGUAUAUUAUUUAAGACUAGUAUAUCAAGUAACAAGUUUUUUUAAUAUAUACACAAAUUACCCAAUGGUACCUAACCAUGAUUAAAGUACCGAAAACGUUCGAAUUAGCACGGGGCAAUCUUGAAUAAACUCGACGUUUUGAAGUGACAAAUUGCGCACGCCUGAUCAGUGAGGAAUUAGGUAUAUAUAAAAAGUUAUUUUGCGUCCUAGAAACAUAUACCGUAAAUAAGGUUUUGAAAAGUAAUUAAUGAAAAAAGAAAAAGUUGCAUUUAUUAAACACUGGAAAUAGCAGAUAAUAAUAACAGACUGCAAUAGACUCUUGGUUUUGGAUAACCGUGUUUAACAAAUAACGAAUACAUUUAAGAAGUUACAGAUUUAGAUUAUAAAAAAUUCGAAGGAUAAUCGCGUCCGAAAUGAGUUUAAUGUUAUAACAUAUAAAAUUAAGAAACACGUGGAUGUAUGUUUAUCAAACCAA